Molecule: messenger RNA, 1258 nt
Organism: Prosopis cineraria
Lineage: Eukaryota; Viridiplantae; Streptophyta; Magnoliopsida; Fabales; Fabaceae
Product: protein farnesyltransferase/geranylgeranyltransferase type-1 subunit alpha
Exons: 5
Coding region: 106-1113 (335 amino acids)
Biological process (GO): protein farnesylation; protein geranylgeranylation
Cellular component (GO): cytoplasm; CAAX-protein geranylgeranyltransferase complex; protein farnesyltransferase complex
Molecular function (GO): CAAX-protein geranylgeranyltransferase activity; protein farnesyltransferase activity
Source: RefSeq, a predicted model, not a curated record
CAAGUGGGAUCCGUACGAGAUGUUUUCUUUCAAGGCGGCGACAUCGGCUGGAAUCAGCGUGAGAUUUGAUUUGAUCAGUGGAGUUGGAGAAUCUCGGAGACGAGUAUGGAGUCUGACUCCGACGAAGGCCAACACCGUGUGCGACUGAGCCAGAGGCUGGAGUGGUCUGAUGUUACUCCAGUUCCGCAAGACGAUGGCCCAAAUCCCGUGGUGCCUAUUGCCUACACCCAAGAGUUUACAGAAGUUAUGGACUAUUUCCGAGCCGUCUACCUAGCCGACGAGCGCUCCCCUCGCGCCCUUAGCCUGACCGCUGAAGCCAUUGGGUUCAAUUCUGGCAAUUACACUGUGUGGCAUUUUCGGCGUCUGUUACUUGAAUCACUGAGCACCGACCUUCAUAAUGAAUUGGAUUUUUUGGAACGUAUAUCCGAGGGCAACUCCAAAAACUAUCAGAUAUGGCAUCAUAGGCGAUGGGUUGCUGAAAAAUUAGGACCUGAAUCUGCAAACACAGAGCUUGAGUUCACCAAGAAGAUAUUGUCUAUUGAUGCGAAACAUUACCAUGCAUGGUCUCAUCGUCAGUGGAUUCUUCAGGCACUGGGAGGAUGGGAAUACGAGCUUAACUAUUGUCGCGAGCUUCUUGAAGAAGACAUCUUUAACAAUUCUGCUUGGAAUCAGAGAUAUUUUGUCAUCACAAGAUCUCCCAUAUUAGGGGGGCUGGAAACUACGAGAGAAUCUGAAGUGCUUUACACCGUUGAAGCCAUUUUGGCCCACCCGGAGAAUGAAAGCUCGUGGAGAUAUCUUCGAGGACUUUACAGAGGUGAAGCCACCUUGUGGGUGAAUGACCGUCGAGUUUCCCAAGUAAUCUUAAAGAUUUUGAGGUCAAAGAGAAACUAUUUGUUCGCUCUGAGCACCCUUUUGGAUCUUCUCUGCCACGGUCUCCAAGCUAACCCAGACUUUAGAGAUGCUGUGGAGGCUUUAAAGACGUCGGAUUUAGAUUAUCACGAUAACGAUUUAGCAACAACUGUUUGUUCAAUCCUGGAACACGUAGAUCCACUUAGAGCCAACUAUUGGAAUUGGCGUAAAUGCAUGCUUCCUCACGCACCUAACUCAACAUGAAAGCAGCGAGGUGACAAGCUAAUGUGAUUUGUAGUUUGUAUUUGAUAAAUUGGCUCUGAUCAUAAUUGUCAUCUUUUGCGAUAUUGGUACAAAGUCCCUUUUAUUAAAUUGAAUGCUAUCAUUGAAGAUGAUUUUUCUGAGUGAA